Messenger RNA from Aphanomyces invadans, 264 nucleotides. RefSeq lists its product as hypothetical. The transcript is spliced from 2 exons. The record is from RefSeq and is a predicted model, not a curated record. Bases 1 to 264 code for a protein of 87 amino acids. Lineage: Eukaryota; Oomycota; Saprolegniomycetes; Saprolegniales; Verrucalvaceae.
AUGCCCCCACAUCGGCGGCCUGCGACUGCGUAUUCAGAGACGAUUCGCAUUCUGUUGUACGACCCGGGCCCUGAGGCCAAGGUGCAAGCCACCCAACGUAAGUAUCAGUCCAACACUAUCACCAUGGGCGCGGCAUCGGUCACCUCGAUGGAGGCAACGUUCCCGCAAAGAAUCGUCGAUGACACGAUCAAACCCGCCGUUGUCAGUGAAGCCGAAGUUCGUUUUGCCCCGUCCUUCCCCCAACGGGCCAACGAUGUUACCUAG